AUGAAUUACAUAGACGAUAUAAGAUUCAAGAAAAUGAAAGAUCUGUACGGUCUUUAUGAUGCUUAUGACUCUUUUUCUCAAGAAAGACAUUAUGUUAAUGAAGAUCAAGGAAAUUGCAUGACACUUAGACAGUUAAUUGUUGAUUAUAAUGAUAUUAUAGAGAAAAAUAAAAAAUAUGAAAGUAGCAUUUAUUUAUAUAAGGAAUUAAAAAAUAUUAAAUGUUUAAUUGAAAGGGAUCAUUUAUUCUAUUCAGGUCAUGCUUUAGAAUAUGAAAAACCAUGUAAGUAUAAUAAAAAAACAAUCGCUCCAAUAACAAUACCACUCAUUAGUGGAAUGACAGGAAUGUUUGGCUUAUUACUCUAUAAGGUUAAUAAUAAUUUCAUUUAUAUAUGCUAUAUAUUAUAG
Molecule: messenger RNA, 405 nt
Organism: Plasmodium cynomolgi strain B
Lineage: Eukaryota; Apicomplexa; Aconoidasida; Haemosporida; Plasmodiidae
Exons: 2
Coding region: 1-405 (134 amino acids)
Source: RefSeq, a predicted model, not a curated record